This is a messenger RNA of Anolis sagrei ordinatus, 1512 nucleotides long. NCBI's taxonomy places the organism in Eukaryota, Metazoa, Chordata, Lepidosauria, Squamata, Anolidae. The record is from RefSeq and is a predicted model, not a curated record.
UCAGAAGAACAAUGGAGAUCUGGAGUUUUUUUACUUUUCUACUUGUCGGCAGUUUGAUCCUAAAGUAUCUGAAACAGCUCUGGUCAAGCAGGAACUACCCUCCUGGACCUUUCCAGCUUCCCCUCAUCGGGGGUCUGUGGCGAAUAGGAACGACAUUGAGUCAAGAUACAUUAAUAAAGCUUGCAAAGCAAUACGGAAACAUUUUCACAAUAUGGAUGGGCCCGUAUCCUAUAGUUGUCCUGUCCGGUUACCAAGCAGUGAAAGAAGGACUAAUCAACCAUGCAGAAGAGUUUGGUGAGCGACCCGUGACUCCUACAACCAAAGCCAUGUGUAAAAAAAGGGGUAUUUUGACAACAAACAGUCACACUUGGAGGCAACAAAGAUGGUUUGGGCAAGCUACCUUGCGGAAGUUGGGCCUGGGGAAGAAAUACGCAGAGCACGUGAUAGAAGAGGAGGCCCUUGGGAUUGUGGAGGUGUUCGCGCGCACAAAGGGCCAUCCAAUUGACCCAGUACUACCAGUGACAAGUGCCAUCUUAAAAGUGAUCUGUGGUGUCAUUUGGGGGAACCAGUUUUAUCAUAGCGAGGAGGAAAACCAGAAAAUGAUAGAACAGCUUGCAAUUUUUACCAGAUUUGGAGACAGCAUCUUUUAUAUUCUCUAUGAAAUGUUUCCAUGGCUCAUGGAACAUUUCUCAACACCUGUCUCAAAUGCCAUUGCAAAAAUCGACAGGGCGAUUAUACUUUUAAAGCAAGAGAUUGCAAAACACAAGGAACAUGAGAUGCAACAUGAUCCCCAGGAUUUCAGUGAUUUCUAUCUGUAUCAGAUAGAGAAAACCAAGAAUGAUCCUAACUCUACUUAUAAUGAAGACAAUCUGGCUCAGUGUAUCCUUGAGUUCCUUGCUGCAGGAACAGAAACUACUGGCAGUGCUCUGCAAUGGGCACUGUUCCGCAUGGCAAGUCAUCCAGAUAUCCAAGAUAAAGUCUAUGAGGAGAUAGAGGAAGUUUCGGGUACCUCUCAAUCAAUCUGCUAUCAAGAUCGGAAGAAACUGCCCUACACCAAUGCUGUGAUUCAUGAGGUCUUACGUGCAAAUUAUGUCUUACCUGUUGGGAUUGUUAGGCGAACUACCAAAGAUGUGAACAUGUAUGGUUAUACCAUUCCCAAGAGGACCUGUAUCAUGCCAAACCUGGCCUCAGUAUUUCUUGAUCCCAAGCAGUGGGAGACACCUAGAGAAUUCAACCCCAAUCACUUCUUAGAUAAGGAUGGACAUUUCGUGGUUAGAGAAGAAUUUCUGGCAUUUGGAGCAGGUACUCGAGUGUGCCCAGGGGAGCAGUUGGCACGGAUGGAGCUCUUCCUUUUCUUUACUCACCUGAUGAGGGCAUUCAGGUUCCAGUUUCCAGAAGAAGCCAGCAAAAUGACCGAGGCGCCUGUCUUAGGGUUCACAUUCCACCCACAGCCUUAUAAAAUCUGUGCUAUUCCCCGCUCUGAUUCAUCACAAGGAAAAUUAAAAUAAUAAA